Molecule: messenger RNA, 6296 nt
Organism: Gymnodraco acuticeps
Lineage: Eukaryota; Metazoa; Chordata; Actinopteri; Perciformes; Bathydraconidae
Gene: cdca4
Product: cell division cycle associated 4
Exons: 2
Coding region: 3664-4575 (303 amino acids)
Cellular component (GO): nucleus
Molecular function (GO): transcription regulator activity
Source: RefSeq, a predicted model, not a curated record
GGGCCGUUAGUCGCCGUUGUUACCCGGCGAGACCGUGGUUUUUUGUUUUUUUUCCGGGGGAACUUAAACAGCCCAGCCGCGGUAAAAAAAACUCUUGUUUUUGGCUAGAAAAAGGAGGAAGGACCGCGGAGGAUGUGUGUGGGUGGGCGCUGUAGGCUAAUUAGCCGAAUUCGCUAGCAUUUAUGUCGUACAAGCAAUACAUAAAGAAGGUUAUAUUGAGACCAACUGUUUUCAUUUUUCUACUGUUUCACUGAACAUAUUAGCACAGUUAGCUUAGCUCAUAAAGUCAGAGCCGUAGCUUAGCUAGUAGCCGGCUAGCUGUUAGCUACUAGCGCAAAAUGGCCUCAUUGUCGCUCGGUAGCUCUGAUGCUGAAAAGACAAAGCAUGCGGCAGUCACGGCCAGCAGCUCCGAGCCGCUCUCUUCAGCCGCUCUGCAAGCUCCACAACACCAGCUCAUAACGCUUAAUUAGUGUUAUUCACAGGGAAAUGUGAAAAAUACAAUGCCGCCGUGUUGUGAGUUUAUUUACACGUUUAGUACGGUAGGCUGUGAAAGUGGAGAGGUUUCGGUGUGCAGUGGGGGAUGGGUCAUGCUAGCAGCCAUUGACGUAAAGCAAGGCUGCAUUCUGUUUGGCUCCUAGCAUAAUACAAGGGCUCAGUUUAAUACAGAGGUGGAAGAAGUACAAAGUUGCACUACCAGAUUUUAGGAAUACUCUGUUACAAUUCAAAGUCCUGCAUUCAAAACGUUACUCAAGUAGAAAAGUAUUAGCCUUAAAAUAUACUUAAAGUACCAACCGUACAAGUACUCAUUAUGCAGAUUUCAGAACAAUAUAUAUUAUGUUUUGAUUAUAAUUAUUAUUGCAUGUAAAGGUGCAGCUAGUUUUAAUUUAAACCUGUAUGCUGCAGGGUAGCUUGUGAAUGUUACUCAAGGUGUAACUAAAGUAUUAUGUAAGGGUUGUUUAUAUUUCACAUUAUUUAUUACAAUCUGCUAAGUUACUAAAUAAAUUAAAUGUUUGUAGCAGAGUAAAAGUGCAAUAUUUACCUCUGAAUUGUCGUGGGGUAGGAGUACAAAGUAAAAGAUAGACAAGUACAAUUGUAUUUAAGUACAGAAUACAAAUUAGUUGCUUUACACCAGUGGUUUAGUAGUCAUCUUUAUAUAGCUGUGUAUAGUAGUGCUGUGUUGCAUAUAUACAAUUGUCUAAUACAACUUUUGUGACUACAAUAUUAUUUGCGUAAUAUUUUUGUUUUUUUACAUUUGAUUACUCAUUUCCUGCUAGACAAGUUUAUUUGAACAUCACAUGUGUCAGCAUUUCCUUGUUUUAUCUUGUUGAAACUGUGAGUACAUUUACAUGACAGGAAUGUGUAAGUUUAAACUAUUGGUUGUGCAGGAAGUGGUAUGGAUCUUGACCGCUGCAAUAAGCAUCUCUGGCAGACAAAUUAUGUCCUAAUAAUCAAUAUAUGUUUGGGUUAUACUUGCAGCAUUUGAAAUGAUAGGUGCCUAUAAGAACAUGAUUCUUUUAGGGUGUCUUUGGUGUAAAGUUAUUGCAUUUUGUAUUAUUGUAUUAUAGUGGUUUUUCAUGUCAAAUUUGUCAGAAAAUCUCUGAAUAUAUUGAAAAUAUAAUAGAUACUGAUAGUUGUAGUGUAUAUGUCUGAUAUUUUAGGGUAAUCAAGAUAUCAUUUUUGGUUCAUUUACAUUCUGUAGGUGUUAUGUUUUUGCAUCAGUUGUAUGAUGUGAGUUUGUCUGCUACAGGUGCGACAUAAGAAUGAUCAAGUUAUAGACCCAAGUCAUUUAAACUCUGAUUUAUAAAACACAUAUUAUCUUGAAAUUUGACCCAAAAAUGCUGAACCAUAUGGUGUUCAAAACCACCCUUUUUCUAUAUACCUGUAAAUGUCAUGUCCCAAACAUGUCCCAAACUGUUGUUUCUUCAAUUUGCAGUGUGCUUUCUCUCAGGUUGUAGGUCUUCCUGGUUUUAUCCAAUUGAACUUUUACUUGUUGUUGUUGUUGUUUUUUCUUCCGAGAGAUAUUGCUCUAUAGUGUGUCUUGUUUAACAGGGACCAGCCACAAAUGCACUACACAAGAAGCAAACAUUUCUCCAUAAUUCUUUUCCUACCCUUUUUGUAUUUUAGAUCUACGGGCACUUUCAUAAAUGACUUUUUUCCUAUUCUGUCCAAUGUCAGGAAAUGUCCCCUGUGCGAGGACUCAAAGAAAGUGAAGGCUCCCAAACAAUUCAGUGUAUAUUAGAUCUACUUCUUUUUUUUGGUAAGGGUUAUAUCAUUCAUGUGAUCAAUCAGGGGAAGACAGUAGCUGUAACUUAAUCUUUCUUUCUCAUUUCAUGUCAGGUUGUCAUGUGUGUAAAGAAGCAAAGUUAUUCCCACAUUAAAGGCUGGAGAGAAGGAGCGGAGAGUUUACAAUCAACCCCAAAUAAGAAAUUUGUUUGACUAUAUGUUGAUUAAAUGUCAAAUGUUACAAUUGUGUUUUUGUCUUUCUAGUUUUUGGCUUCAAAAUCUUGCACAACACUCCUGCAGUCUUACAGUGUGUUAAUUUGGUGAUGGUAUGUAAUUUGCACUGAUUAUAGGGUCCUGGUUUUGCCUGGUAUUUUAAGAUGAACAUUUAAAGGAAAACAAAUUCAGCUUUGUUGGAGAUGAAUUGUGACAAUAACAGCAGUGUUUUCCAUUAGCUUGAUUUUGGUUUCCAGCAGAAAUGUGGGGCUUCUUUUGUAAAAUUGCUAACAACUCUUUGCUGUUUGCUUUUUACUCUGUAAACCCUAUUGCUAUGCUGUUACAGUCAAGCAUGUAUCAAUACCAUUGUCAUUGUACCCCUGGUUUUACUUUUUUGUGAUUAUUUUUAAAGAAAUGUAUCACAAAGUUUAAAUUAGGUGGAUCAUUCACCCAAAAUGCCCUGCCAACACUGGCAGAUUUUUUUACACGGGAGACACAGCUGGACACUGCACAUUAUUUUUCUGUCUGGAAAAUUAAAUGCCCCAGGCAACUGUUCAGACCUCAGUCUCCUUCUUACGAUUAUUUUUGGGGAGUCAGAGGGCCUUCAAUGUUGGCAGGAGUGUUAUUUUAUUCCUGUAAGACAACUGUGUGCCAAACGGUGUGUAAUAAGGAAGUUGACUCUACUCUUCUUCCCCUCCUUCAGUGAAGAGAAAGUGAAAAUCUUGUUCUACUAGUUUUUGAAUCUUGGCGUGUGUAGACCCGGAAACCUGUUAUCCCUUGUAAAUACUAGUGGUUCAUGGUGGUGUAUUGUAUUGUGAUAUUGUCAAUGCUAUUUUUUGUCAUAUUCUUAUCACUUUUACCCCCUUAAAAGCACCUAUUGAUUAGGAUAUUUUCUUGCUCACAGGUGGCAGUGGGAAAGAAUAUAAGUGCACUGAUCAUGUAACUUGAGUGCUGUGUUUGUUUUCUGACAAAGGUCUGUAGUCUGUGCUUACUUUGAUGCAGCGUUUGCAUUUAGUUGGUAACCAUGCUAUUUUCGGUGGCUCAGUGGUCUGUUAAAAGUGUGGUUGUUCCGCCCAGCAGGAGUCUUGCCUCAGACUGGCCUAAAAUGGGCAGAAAUGGUGCUGAACAAAAGCUGCUUGUCACUCGUACAAAAGUACUUGAAGCGUUGCAGCCGGGACCGAGCUGCAUUUCUAUUGCCUGUGCCUCUCAACAGGAAAGAGAGACAACAUGUUCCCGAAGGGCACCAAGCGCAAGUUCUCAGACCCCGGAGAGGAACCGGUCUCCGAGGAGGACCAGGCCCCGGUGACUCCAUCUGCGGCGGCCCGGACGCUGACGUCUGCAUACAGCCUACAGCGGCAGUCGCUGCUUGACAUGUCGCUGAUCAAGCUGCAGCUCUGCCACAUGCUGGUCGAGCCCAACCUGUGCCGCUCGGUGCUCAUAGCCAACACAGUGCGGCAGAUCCAGGAGGAGAUGACCCAGGACGGCACCUGGCAGAUAAUGACCCAGGCGCUGGCAGCCGCCCAGUGUCCCGCAGACCGCCUGGUGGCCACAGAGGUGCUGUGCCGGCAGACGGACCCGGCGGGGCAAAGCCCGAAGCCCUGCUCAGGGGCCGGCCUGGAGGAAGGCUACCACGCUGAGGAGGUGGUGAUGGAGGGAGACGUGGAGACAGAGGUCACCAUGUCCACUUUGUCGCCCGUCUCCCCCCAGCUGUCCUCGGCCUCGUACCUCGCAGGUCCCUUUGGCAUGGGACCCUGCUGGGAGGAGGAAGAAGAAGAUGGUGAGUGCGAGGAGGAUGAAGAGGAGGACAGCGAGGAGUGUGCGUCUGAGAGUGAAGAGGGGGACCGGGACCACCUGAGCCCAGAUACCAGGACAGGGGAGCAGGUUUUUGGGACUUUUGAGAUCAAACACCCAGCGCCGCCCCCUGACCCUGCCCUCGAGGAACUGUUUUCAGAUGUGGACCCGUCCUACUACGAUCUCGACACGGUGCUGACAGGCAUGCAGAGUGCUCCUAAGAUGGGGCCUUACGAUCUGCUGGAGAGCCUUUCCUCUCACGGGCCCACAGCCCUCAGCUCCAGCUCGAGCUGCAGGUCAGACCUGAACGAACUGGACCACAUCAUGGAGAUCAUUGUGGGAUCCUGAAACUAAAAACAUUCCUCUGGCCUGUCAGAGGCCUCAGACUCUUUCCAGACUAUGCACAGUACACAUGUGCAUGUUCUGUAUGUGGUAUUGUUACACAUGGAGAUUGUUAGAGGUUUUGGGGACAAGGUAGGGAAUUAACAGCAAGCCAAGUAGAUUUUGGGAUCGGCUGUUAGAGGUGUAUUUAGUCUUCUAACGUCCACUUAGGCAAGUCGGCAGCUGCUGUUGGGACCCUCCUCUUUUAUUCAGAAAUUGUAAUUGGCAGUUAAAGUAGAGAUCAGAAAUGAAUGAAUUUUGGGAUUCACAAGCCACGUUGGUCUGUGGGUGAAGCGGUUAGUUUCCUACUUUGUUGAUGAAAUCCAAAACUUGACAAUACGUGUGAGAGAGGGCGAAGAUAAUUACCUAUACCAUGAUGCAUUCUUAUUUACGUACUUUCCAUGUUUACGUCUGUCAUACAUUCUGUCGUACUAGCUCCUUCUGGUCGUAUUCUCUGCCAUUCUGUCCAUUUUCUAUUUAUUGUAUCAUGGACUGAGGAACAACUCAUCACACUACAUGCAUCAGAAACAGAACAAAUUGUAAAUCCAAAUCUAUGAAUCAAUGCAUAUUUUCCUAAAGAUUUGAGCAAUUAUGAAUGGAAUAUAUGUAUAUGUACGUAUGUGUAUAUAGAAAUAUAUUUUUUGCAUUAUACAGCUGGGGGAUUUUGCAAGUAUCAUUUGAUAUUAAUUAUUAUUUUUCCCUCCCAAGCGGUUUUUAAGAUUUUAAUGUAGCCAGACUCGAGACAGUGUCUUCCCAUGGUUUGGUAAAAACAAGUCGACUGUAACAGGUUUCAGGACUGGCAUCGAAACACUUUUUCAAGGCGCUGUUCUUUCAUUUUCUCAAAAGCUUUACGCACGGCAGGGAAAUAACUGCCGGACACCAACCAAAUGCUGGAUAACAUUUGACUGUUUCUGUUAAGUUAACAGUAGCCAGUGGUAAAACGUAAGUCAUUUUCCUGCCCUGUUUUACAUACAGAUCUAAUAACAAUAAUAACAACAGCUUUUUUUCCGGAAGCAUUUUUGGAGAAAACCCCGGGGUGAUAACUGCAUCAAGAAGCCAUAUUUCUUUCUCUAAUUUGUUAGAACAACAAAUGAAGAGUUCUGUUUGUCAACCCAACCUAAUUUAUUGUUUUAUUUAUUGUAUUUAUUAUAUCUAGGUACCGACAUGCCAUAUUGACGUAUCAAUUCAACCACGAGGCCCGAUGAAAUUAUAUUUAUCCAAAUUUUCCCUCCGUUUUGAAUGCAGUACCUAUUUAUUACUCACAUUUUUUUAUUAUUAUUAGCAGUAAUAAUAAUAACCGGGUUACUAUUCAGAUCACUAUGCAGCUCUGUCAUACGUGUUUCAAAAUGAUUGUAUACGACUCAAUGUCCUUUAAUUCUUUUAUGCAAACAGUUGCCUUUUCUCCUAAAGAUGUGGAAAAAUCAAAUGCAUUUUUCAAAAAAUUGUUCAUUAUCAUCGUGAUGAAGAGAUUUAACUCAGGCAAACUAAAUGUAUUGACAAAAAUACAGUAUUACGACACGCUUAUUACCUUACCACAACACUCCUGAAGGAUGUCACUCUGGUCUGAAUGGGAGCUAGAACUUCAAAGACUAAUUACCGUUGUAAAAUGUAUGCAUUUUUUUAUAUUAAGGAAAAACAUUGUAGCAUCUUUGUAAAUAUUUUUUAUAAUAAAAGGUGCAACUAUUAAA